This is a messenger RNA of Polyodon spathula (Mississippi paddlefish), 3631 nucleotides long. Its product is annotated as ethanolamine-phosphate cytidylyltransferase-like. The record is from RefSeq and is a predicted model, not a curated record. Gene Ontology annotation, biological process: phosphatidylethanolamine biosynthetic process. The coding region runs from base 228 to 1502 and encodes 424 amino acids. The transcript has 13 exons. Lineage: Eukaryota; Metazoa; Chordata; Actinopteri; Acipenseriformes; Polyodontidae. Gene Ontology annotation, molecular function: ethanolamine-phosphate cytidylyltransferase activity. Gene Ontology annotation, cellular component: cytoplasm.
UACAUGAGGCCAUUUCCCCGGCAAAGGAGGUGUUCACCCGGCUGUUACUGUGAGCUUUAUUACUGCUCUCAUGUCAGAAACCGGUAACCAGAGUUUAUCUGGCUGGUUGAUAACACUCAACUACCAAUCGAAAGUUCUAGUAAAAGCCAUUUUUAAAUAAAAGGUUUAUUUCUAAACAAUUUAAACCCGAUUUCUCUGAUUGCCGCCCUAAAUCGAUCAAUUGAAUCAUGUUAAACAACGGUCACCACGCAGAAGCCGAGCCGGGGAAUGAAGCUGGAGAUAUGAAGGGCAAGAGCCCCGAGAAAAGAAAACGUGUCGUGCGGGUCUGGUGUGACGGGUGCUACGACAUGGUACAUUAUGGGCACUCUAACCAGCUACGCCAGGCACAUGCCAUGGGUGACUACCUCAUUGUUGGAGUGCAUACAGAUGCGGAAAUCGCAAAGCACAAGGGCCCUCCAGUGUUUACCGAGGAGGAGCGCUACAAGAUGGUCCGCGCAAUAAAAUGGGUUGACGAGAUAGUGGAAGGUGCCCCGUACGUCACCACCCUGGAAACUCUGGACAAGUACAACUGUGAUUUCUGUGUCCAUGGAGGUGAAGCGAUACAUCCGCAUCUUCACUAUUCAACAAUAACCUCUCCCAGGCAGGGUUCGGAUGAUAUUACUCUGACUGUUGAUGGGAAAGACACAUACGCUGAGGUCAAAAAUUCAGGAAGAUAUCGGGAGUGCAAGCGCACGCAGGGCGUUUCUACUACUGACCUGGUUGGCCGAAUGCUCUUGAUGACUAAAACUCACCACAGCAACAUUGACAAAAAUUCAGAGUAUCAGCAGCACACAGACAACUUUGGAAAGAGUCCCAAAGGUCACAGUCCCUGGACUGGAGUGUCUCAGUUCCUGCAGACCUCUCGGAAAAUCAUCCAGUUUGCUUCCGGGAAGGAGCCGCAGCCUGGGGACACCAUCAUCUAUGUGGCAGGAGCCUUUGACCUCUUCCACAUUGGUCAUGUUGACUUCCUGGAGAAUGUGUACAAGCAGUCAGACAAGCCUUAUGUCAUUGUUGGGCUGCAUUUUGACCAGGAAGUGAACCGCUACAAAGGAAAGAACUAUCCCAUAAUGAAUGUGCAUGAGAGGACUCUGAGCGUGCUGGCCUGCAGGUAUGUCUCAGAAGUGGUGAUUGGUGCUCCCUAUGCAGCCACCGCAGAUCUGCUGGACCACUUCAAGGUGGACCUGGUAUGCCAUGGAAAAACAGAAGUCAUCCUUGAUAAGGACAACUCUGAUCCCUAUGCUGAGCCCAAAAGACGGGGCAUCUUCAGGGUAAUUGAGAGUGGCAAUGAGCUCACCACCGACACCAUUGUUGAGAGAAUAAUCAAGAACAGGCUGCUGUUCGAGGCUCGAAACCAGAAGAAAGAAGCGAAAGAGAUGGCGGUGUUUCAAGCCUUGAAGAAACGUGAGGAGGAGAAGAUGAAGGAGCAACAGAGGGGUCAGGUGACCAAGGAGCAAGAGAACUGAAGAGCAACAAACCAAACUUUGAAGACAGGCGGCAUCCAGAUCAAGUCAACAAACAGAAUCCCGAACCCCUUGUAAUAGGAGUCCCGUCUCACUGGUGGACACAUUGGAAUCUCUAUAGAUGAACUGCAGCGAUGGUGGUGGUCUUUUUCAGAGCAUAUAAUCUAUUUUAACAGCCAAUAUGAACUGUUCUUAUCAAUCAUCUUAACUUCACUGGAUUUAGUGAGCCUUGCUAGCUAACUUUGGGUGUUCUUUUUACUUUGCAAUCAGCACAUACCUCUUGUACUUUUCCUUAGGGGCUUUAGAAAAUACAGUCCUGCAAAAUUUUUGGGUGAGAGAAUGCACUUUAAUCGCUAGUGGAAGAUGACCACUGUCUCCAAGAAGAACACAGCAAUUAACGUAUUAAUUAUUUUAAUAUUUGUACAUUCUCUGUCUCGCCUCCAUGCAGUUGUCUUUCAAAGGGUGACCAAAAUUCUAAACUUUUUUUUUCUUUUUUUAAAAUAAGAGCACAUGUCAAAUUAUAUUUUGAGAGGUACGUGACAUAAAUGAUCCAAACCGAAGAAAACAAAAAAUCCCUUGCAUGCCUUGCAAGUGCAUCCCCGUUUUUAAAUAUUCUUAUCUUGGUCAGAUCUGGGAUCUACAUAAAACAUUUAAUCCUGAACACUCAUCAUUUCUGAUAGCACUUACUGCUUUUAAUCUGAAGACAUGAAUACCUGCUAACCGUAAAAAGGCUAUUUUUAAGCAUUUUAAACUAAGCAAAAAAAAAAAGCUGGUUGUAAAUAACAUGAAGAUGGAACUUCAUUUCCCUGCUUUUUAACUAAUUUAUUUUUGACUGGAUACAAGUGACCUCAUUUCGUCUAUUGGUCCAUCACACUUUUGCACAUUUCUUAGGAUCAUUCGUUAUCACUAUUACAUGUUGUUGUUUUGUGUACAUUUGUAAUGUCCCUGAGAUUCCCCAAAGCUCUUAAAUAUUUGGAUAAGUCUCUUUAUGUGUGUGUUUGUGUGCACGCAAGAUUGAGAAUUUCUCGAGCUUAAAUAAUGUGGCUGUGAGUCGGAAGAUUGGUGAUUGGUAGGUUGAGGAUUUUGCCUCCUGGAGACUCGGGUUCAAACCCGGCUAAUCUAAACCAAGAUAAAGUACGUAUCAUUCUUUAUGUAUCUGUGAAUAAAAUAUGUUUGCAUAAUACUUUGCUGAUUCUUUUAUUUUGCUAAUGGAAUUAAAUAUCAAAGUCUUAGCAAAAUGCAAGGUCAACUUAGGAAACCAAGUUAAGCAAAUACGUAUUGAUUAAUGCCUUGAAAACACUGAUGAAGACGGUAGUUGAAAUGUCCACUUGACUUGGUUUGUUACUUUAAAUGUCUUUUAAAAUUCUAAAUGAUUUGUCAACAAGUUAAUGUAAAGGGUAGGCUUUAUACCUUCUGAAUGUGUAAGUUUUCUAUCUAUAUAUUUUACCAUGAUAACCAUAUAAUUGGGAUAUUUGUUCCAGAGAAUCUCCUUGUUCAUAUCAUUAGAUAUUUGGCAGAUUCAGAGGGUAUACAUUAUUCCUAAAGCACUAACCAAAACCACUGAUUGAAGAUUGUUUUAUUUAUUUAACACAAAAUAAAAAAAUGAGCAUAUGCAUUUUUAAUGAUUGGGGGAAAUGCUUGAAAUUGUUUCAGAGUGAAAAAGAAUGAAAUACAAAUCUGGCUUACACAUCUGCAAGUGAUUUUCAAUGUAUUUAAACAACUUCGACCAUGAAGGCACUCCAUUUGACCUGGAUUUCUGUUGACUCUUGCCAUAACAAACAAAAUAUAUAAUGUUACAAAGUCAGCAUAUCCAAUUGUAGCCCAGUGUUUCCAUUAACAAAUGUAAUCUCUAUUUUUCUACAUACAGCAGUGGGGCUGCCUGAAAUUUCCUAUCAGCACUAAUAAGCAGUGAUUUUAAAGAAUUUGCAUACAAUUAAUUUGUGGCAUUAAAAAAAAAAAAAAAUACAACUGAUCUCAUACUGUGCUUCUGUGUCGUCGUUGUCGUCCCACCCUUUGCGUGUGUAUCUACAAUCUGAAUGCAUACCUUAUGUUGUCUUUCACUUAUUCAUGUGUAAUUCCGGUUAUAUACAGUAAUCUUUGUUGGUGAAACCUUAAUAAAUUAAUAUUGUGUG